UUGGUUAUACGGGUGAUAUAUUCUCGACCUCACAAAUGGGGAUGUUCUUUGUGGGGAAUAUCCAACGUUUUGUGACGUCUUCCUAUGGGAAUACUAGCACUUUGCCCGGCCGAUUGGCCGGGUGUGGUUAUUGCAUUUAUGGUCCGCUUUGGUGUCCUUUUAGCCGUUUGUUUUUAGUAAAUAGUUGUGAAUUCGCUUUUUCUUUUCACAAUAUUAUAUUUUCAGUGGUGUUAGUGGCAACCUUAAUUUGUGGUUGAAACGUUGAUGUCAUAAGAUCCAUCUCCCUAUUCCCCUUUAUUCACCCAACCUUCUGGAGGUUUUCCCCAUAUAUUAUUCCACUUCGAUCUUUCCUCCUUCUCCAAAGUGUGAUACGAUUUAAACUCUUCUCAGUAGGUGAAAGCUUGACCCGGAAGACCCACUGACCCGUCCCGUCCCGUAGGGUCGGGACGGGUCAGUUUGUCUACAGGGACAGAUUAGGGACGGGUCAUUUGUUGACCCUGUAUGGGUCGGGACGGGUAGGGACAACUUAGGGACAGGUCAGGUUUUGACCAUGUGACCCUUAACAACAACAAAUAUCUCACACCGCAUUGGACCUUUUUGUAAAGUUUUAAAAGUUUAGGUACUAAUUUGUGUAAAAAUAAAAAAAUUUGGUUACCAAAACGUAAUUUUACCUUCAAAAUUUAUGGACUUAUUUGUAAACAAAUAAAUUUUAGGUACUAAAUUGCAAGAAAAAAUAAUUUUGGGUACCAAAACGUAAUUUGUAAAAAAGUAGUGUGUUGAUUAGGGUCGACCCACUAACCCGGCCCGUCCCUUGAGGGUCAGACAAGGUCAAGAAGGAAACAGGGACGGGACGGGUCAGUUAUACAUCUUAACCCUUCAGGGAUGGGUCAGACAGGGUCAGGGAUGGGUCAGACAGGGUCAGGGACGGGACAGGGAUGGGUUCGACCACAAAAUGAUGCUUAGUUUCUCUAGCAUUUCAUCCUCCGCUUGAUCCAUUACUGCACAUAGCCAGCUGCUAGAUGAUAGGUUAGGUUCUAGCUCAAAUAGUGGUCUGAACAUGGACGAUCUCCUAAUGUAAAUUGUCCACUGACAUUCCUUCAAUAUAUGAUUCUGGGUUUCCUCUAGAUUGCAGAAAGGGCAUUCCAUGAACUUUUUAAACAAUGCUAUUGAGUUUUUAAACAAUGCUAUCAUGAACUUUUUCCCACCUAUUGGAGUGCAAUUGUUCCAACUCAUCGCAACAUCGCUGAGUGAGCUCCUUGUAGCUUGUAAGCAACCCUUGGGUGAUAAUUUUUUUCUUUCUUGCUGCUUUGUUUAUUUUUGUUAUCAAUAAUGUUGAAUUGUUGGAUGAGCUUCAAUAAUAAAUCAUAUACACUUAAUCCAAUGCAACAUGCAACUUCUAUCAGCUUUUUUAAUUUGGUGGUGAAUGACAUAACCUCUAUUGUCCGUUUCAAUAUAUAUAUUUCUCAACAUUUUCCAAAUCAAUAUUUACAAUUAACUCGAUAUUCAAAAAUUAUUAUUUCUUGAAUUAACUCGAUAUUUGCAAUCAUGUUAAAAAUAACCGUGAACAAACGAAACUGGAAUGGGGUUGAUUAAGUCUGCAAGUUAAUCAGGAAACAUGACAGCGACAUUGACUGGUGAUGUUUCUAUUGGAAGCUUCCACCGUGCAUUGGCGUUUUCGGUUUUCAUUGGAAGAUUCCCCUGGGUACUUUCGCUUGUUGACCAUGUAGAGGAGGUCUCCGGGUGAACUGUGGAAAAGUAUGUACUGGGAAUGAAAUGGGGCAGCUAUGUACGGGAACUGGCAGUCUCCGGGAUUGGGUUGUCCGAGGACGAUGAGGCGGCGGGAGAAGAAUCUGGUGACAAUUAGGGCAGCACCAUUACCGGAUAAUCGAAACGGGAUUGUGGUAUGGGGAAGAAUUGGCACUUCGGGGAUGAUAAUGUCCUGCCUCGAUGAGGCGGAUGAUAGUAGUAGCCGGCUGCAACUCGGAUUGGAUCACUUGAGUGAAGAAUCUAUGCUGAUCUUGUGCUGUGAAGUGGAAACGUGCUUUGAAAAUGGGGAAGAAUUGUUCAGGACAAAGGGAGGAGAGACAACGAAUCUUCUCUGAGGCAAUGAAACGUUUCCUUUCAAUUAUUUGUUUUGGGCCCAAGCUUUCAUUUAUUUGUAGAUGAGUAUCUGUUUAGGUGGUAAAGGGGCCAAAAGUGCUGGGCCUAAUUACACAUCUAGGUGUACCUACCGGUUCUUUUCCUAAGGGGUUUAAAAUUCAAGGAACACAUUGACACUACUACCCUUCCUGAAUUUAAGGGUUGUGAAGGAGUAGCUGAUGUGGCAAUCUUCAUUUGUGGGCUCGUGUAUAUAUAGAUGUUUUGAUUUUGAUUUGAUCAAUUAUCAACCCUUCGUUCUGCCAACAAUAAUUGGAAUAAAGUGCAUAGGUAGGG
Messenger RNA from Linum trigynum, 2433 nucleotides. Lineage: Eukaryota; Viridiplantae; Streptophyta; Magnoliopsida; Malpighiales; Linaceae. The record is from the annotation of a GenBank genome assembly.